Molecule: messenger RNA, 554 nt
Organism: Colletes gigas
Lineage: Eukaryota; Metazoa; Arthropoda; Insecta; Hymenoptera; Colletidae
Product: mitochondrial translation release factor in rescue
Exons: 1
Coding region: 24-554 (176 amino acids)
Biological process (GO): translational termination
Cellular component (GO): mitochondrion
Molecular function (GO): translation release factor activity
Source: RefSeq, a predicted model, not a curated record
AAUUAAAUUAAAUACAUAAUUAUAUGAAAAUUGCAGCUAUGCUGAAGUCCUUAUCAAAUAAAAAUUAUUUUUCUCAAUCAUUGGCUAGAUAUGUAUUCUUAUUGGUUCAUGAAAAAAUUUAUAGUUUUUCAUGUAGUGAAAAUCAUAAUAAUUUGAUCAACAUUUUGGAUAAUCAGAUUCGAUGCAAGUCUUACAAUCGCUUUCUAGACUAUUCAAAAGUACCUACACUUAAUGAGAAUGAUUUGGAAGAACAAUUUGUAAGAGGUUCUGGUCCUGGUGGUCAAGCGACUAACAAAACAUCAAAUGCAGUAGUUUUAAAACACAAACCUACUGGACUAGUUGUGAAAUGCCAUGAAACCAGAAGUUUGUUACAAAAUAGAAAAAUUGCCAGGGACAAUAUGAUCACAAAAUUGGAUCUUUUUAUCAAUCGUGAGGAUUCUAUUAAAAAUCAAGAAGAACAGUUUAAAAAAAGGGAUUCCAUAAAGAAGAAACAAAAGCAAAAAAAAUUAGCAGAUUUAAAGAAAUCGUUUAAAGAACGUGAAAAUUUUAAAUAA